Molecule: messenger RNA, 1563 nt
Organism: Arachis duranensis
Lineage: Eukaryota; Viridiplantae; Streptophyta; Magnoliopsida; Fabales; Fabaceae
Product: protein FAR1-RELATED SEQUENCE 5-like
Exons: 2
Coding region: 1-1563 (520 amino acids)
Biological process (GO): regulation of DNA-templated transcription
Molecular function (GO): zinc ion binding
Source: RefSeq, a predicted model, not a curated record
AUGGACCAUUUCGUGAGUUCAUUGUUUUUGCAAGAUGAAAAUGUGCGUGCCGACAAUGAUCCUUUGGCAUGGGAGGACAUUGAGGGUUGUCGUGUUUCUGAAAAUUAUGCCGAGGAAGUGCAGGGUGUUGAUAGUAAUGUCGAUAAAUUUUUUAAUGACACCUUCUAUGACAACUGGGAUGAAAGAGCAUUUGACGGUAUUGAUGAGCUUGGGUAUAUGAAUCUGAAAGAAAUAACUGCAAGUGAGGUUAGGUUGUUACAUUUUCGGGAUCAGACUGUUGCAUUUUCUUUCUACCAAUUGUAUUCAAAGAUGAACGGUUUUGCUGUUAGAAAGAAUAGGAUUAGAAGGAAUGUCAAAAACGAGGUGACACAACAACAAUUUAUUUGCUUUUGGGACGGGUUUAGAGAUACGGGGCCUGAGAAUGAUUCCCAUCGACGCAAAUGCGAGCCAAAGCCUGAGACUAGAUGCGGAUGUCUGGCUGAAAUGCGUGUUCAUACUAUCAUUUUGUUUGGGGAUGUGUUAGCAUUCGAUGCGACUUAUUGUAAGAACAGGUACAUAUGCCCGUUGGUUGUAUUUUCUAGGGUUAAUCAUCAUAACCAAACCAUUGUGUUUGCCGCAAUGCUUGUUGCGAAUGAGAAGGAGGAGACAUAUACAUGGUUGUUAAAACAAUUUCUUGAGGCUAUGAAGGGCAAAGCACCAGGUUGUGUAAUAACUGACUGGGACAAUGCCAUGAAAAAAGCAAUCGAAUCUGUGUUUCCGAGUGCUUACUAUCGGUUAUGUGCAUGGCAUUUACUUAGGAAUGCAACCUCUAAUCUUAGCAAUCCGACGUUCACAUCUGAAUUUAAGAAGUGCAUGCUUUUUUAUUAUGAGAUUUCAGAGUUCGAAGAUUGGUGGGUCAAAUUGGUUACGGAGCUUGGUCUUCAACAUAAUGAAUGGGUUUGUGACUUGUAUGCUAGGAGGAAAAUGUGGGCAACUGCUUACAUUCACGGGCAUUUCUUUGGUGGGUUUCGAACAACAUCAAGGUGUGAGAGAUUGCAUUCUAUGCUCAGUAAAUUCGUGCACUCUCGACAUAACUUGAGAGGCUUUAUUGAACAGAUCUUGCGAUGUAUAUGUCAAAUGAGGUUAAGGGAAGCACAAAGUGAGUUGGCAUCUGUUGUUGGGGAUUUAGUGUUGCAAAGUCCACUACAUGCAUUGGAAAGAUCUGCCGCCAACACACUGACAAGAGAGAUUUUCAUGUUAUUCAGGCCAAUGUUGACAAGAGCUUGUACGCUAAAGGUGUGUUCAUGUACAUUGACACCAAGUUGUGAGAUUUAUACACUAUCCAAGUCAGGAAAUCCUAAUAAAGAAUGGAACGUGUCUCACUAUCAGGACAGAUCAAUAUUUAAGUGCUCUUGCUUCAGGAUGGAAUCACUUGGCAUACCUUGUGAUCAUAUCGUGGCAGUUCUAGUACAUCUUGAUGCGAAAGAGAUACCAAAGAGUCUUCUUAUAGAUCGAUGGUCGAAAAAUGCUCGGUUAAAAGUGUGGGAAUUUAUGGAAAAUGGACCCUUUUGUUGGGAAUCUUGA